AUGGGCUUGCUGUCACAAGGGUCACCGCUCAACUGGGAAGAAACCAAGAAAUAUGCAGACCAUGUCCGGAAACAUGGCAUCGUUCAGUUUCUCAACAUCUAUAACAAAGUUAAAGAACGACAGAAGGAUGUUUUGCUGUGGGGUGAUGAGGUGGAAUACAUGUUGAUUGAAAUGGAUGACAAAAAUGAAAAGGUUCGUCUCGUUCUCAAUGGUGGGGAGGUUUUGGAAACCCUUCAAGACAAAGGUGAAAAGACAAACCCCAACCAUCCUACCCUGUGGAGGCCAGAGUAUGGCAGCUACAUGAUCGAAGGCACUCCAGGCCAGCCGUACGGUGGUACCAUGUCUGAGUUCAACACCGUGGAGGACAACAUGGGCAAACGAAGGCGAGAGGCCUCAUCUGUGCUGAACGAAAAUGAAACCCUUGCCACCAUUACAUCUUUCCCAAGGUUAGGUUGUCCAGGCUUCACCCGACCUGAAUACAACCCAACCCCUGUCGAGAAAGGAGUGUCAAAGUCACUGUUCUUUCCAGAUGAAGCCAUUAACAGACACCCAAGAUUCAGCACCCUGACCAGAAACAUUCGUCACAGAAGAGGAGAGAAGGUUGUGAUCAAUGUACCCAUAUUUAAAGACAAGUGCACCCCAUCUCCAUUUAUCGAGAUGUUUCCGGAAGAUGACGGGGAGGCUGCCAGAGCGGCUGUCCCUGAUCACAUCUACAUGGAUGCCAUGGGCUUUGGAAUGGGCAACUGCUGUCUUCAGGUGACAUUCCAAGCUUGCAGCAUUCAAGAAGCAAGAUACCUCUACGACCAAUUAGCAACAUUCUGCCCCAUAGUGAUGGCUCUCAGUGCUGCCUCGCCAUUCUACAGAGGGUACGUGUCAGAUAUUGAUUGUCGCUGGGGAGUUAUUUCUGCCUCUGUGGAUGACCGGACCAGGGAGGAGAGGGGGCUGGAGCCUCUGAAGACCAACAAAUUUCGAAUCUUGAAGUCAAGAUAUGAUUCAAUCGACAGCUACCUGUCCAGCUGUGGUGAGAAGUACAAUGACAUAGAUCUGACAAUAGAUGAGGAGAUUAACAAGCAGCUGCUGGAUGCAGGGAUCGACAACCUGCUGGCCCAACACAUAGCACAUCUCUUCAUCCGGGAUCCACUGUCACUCUUUCAGGAGAAAAUUCACCUGGAUGAUGAAAAUGAGUCUGAUCACUUUGAGAAUUUGCAGUCCACCAACUGGCAGACGAUGAGGUUCAAACCGCCGCCUCCUAACUCUGAAAUAGGAUGGCGAGUUGAGUUUCGCCCCAUGGAGGUACAACUUACCGAUUUUGAAAACUCUGCAUAUGUUGUUUUCAUUGUACUGCUCACCAGGGUUAUCCUGUCCUAUAAACUUGAUUUUCUGAUCCCCUUGUCAAAGGUUGAUGAAAACAUGAAAGUUGCCCAGAAAAGAAACGCUGUCCAAACGGGCAUGUUUUACUUCCGGAAAGACAUCUAUAAAGGGUGCAACCCUGUGCUCGACGGCUCUUCAGCUGCCCAGAAUGGCUUGGACAACGAGGGUGACAAUGAUUACACACUGAUGAGCAUUGACACCAUCAUCAAUGGAAAGGAAGGUGUUUUUCAAGGGCUGAUACCAAUUCUCAACUGCUAUUUGGAAAACAUGGAGGUGGAUGUUGACACAAGAUGCACCAUCCUGAACUACCUGAAGCUCAUCAAGAGACGCGCCUCAGGUGAACUGAUGACCAUGGCAAAGUGGAUGAGGGAGUUUGUGGAUAAGCACCCCGAAUACAAGCAAGACAGCGUCAUAACGGACAAAAUCAACUACGACCUUCUCCGGAAGUGUGACAGCAUUGCAAAAGGGGAUGAACGAUGUCCAGAACUUCUAGGAGAUCCAGUAAAUCGAGGCAAAUAAACCAAAUGUCACUGCUGUAAUCAACGAUUGUACGUGUUGUCCAUCAUCGAUACAUGUUGCGCCCGCCUCAAACGGCUUGCAGGGGUCAGAGGGUGUAACAAUAAGCCUUGGCAUGGAAAAGGAACGACCAAAUAUCUGGCUGGACAAAAAAAAAAAAGUGUUCAAACAACGGGGUUUUAAUGGAAAAUCUAAAAUGCAUGUGUGCAUUGCAAUUGUCAGGCUGGUGUAUUGAAAAGAUUUUUACAAUUCCAAAUUAUUUUAAUAGGUGAACAAGAUUCAGUCCGAUGUGUAAUAGCAAUUGGGUAUGUACAUAUUUUUCCUCGGUUCUGGGUAACAAAGUCUGUGUGAAAUUAUGUAAAUGUAGAAAAUGCUAGAUUUAUUUUAAUCUUUAAAUCUACUGUAAAUACUGUAAUUCGAUCUGCUUUUAAAACAUUAACAGUUUUCAUUUGCCAAUGUGGUGUGUCUACAUGUCUAAAAUUAGCUGGCAUUUGUAUUUACAAGAAGUGCAAAACAAUUGACUUGCUGUGCUUCCAUUGUAGUAUUCUUUUAAAAAUAAAGCGUAGUAUUGCAUUGAAGUGCCGGUGAAUGUGAACAAGUUGUCUUUGAAUAAAUCUGUGUACAGCUCUGA
Messenger RNA from Esox lucius (northern pike), 2518 nucleotides. RefSeq names its product glutamate-cysteine ligase, catalytic subunit (gene gclc). The transcript is spliced from 16 exons. Gene Ontology annotation, cellular component: glutamate-cysteine ligase complex. The record is from RefSeq and is a predicted model, not a curated record. Gene Ontology annotation, biological process: glutathione biosynthetic process. Bases 1 to 1890 code for a protein of 629 amino acids. Lineage: Eukaryota; Metazoa; Chordata; Actinopteri; Esociformes; Esocidae. Gene Ontology annotation, molecular function: glutamate-cysteine ligase activity.